Molecule: messenger RNA, 1710 nt
Organism: Guillardia theta CCMP2712
Lineage: Eukaryota; Cryptophyceae; Pyrenomonadales; Geminigeraceae
Exons: 3
Coding region: 1-1710 (569 amino acids)
Biological process (GO): spindle assembly
Cellular component (GO): HAUS complex
Source: RefSeq, a predicted model, not a curated record
AUGGGCGUGGAAGAUGGCGGCGCCGAGGAGAUGGAAAUGCAGCGAAAGGAGGAAUCGCAAUUUAACGCGCGACACAUGAGCCCGGAGGAGCAGAAAAGAGACGAACUCCGUGCUCGUCUGGCCGCGCUGUCAGACAAGGUCCACAGGGCAGAACAAGAUGUGAUCUUAGAGCAACAGGCACAGAGGAGGCAGAGGACGCUCCACCAAAGAUUGGUCAAGGACGUCGAUGACCUCCGACGGACCCUCCUUGAGAUGAAGAAGUUCGAGAAGGAAAUCAGCGGCAGCCAAUCGACAGUGGAGAAAGCUUUCGAGGAUUUCAGCGUCAAGAAGAGUUUCCCACCCCCACGGCACAAGCCAGAAGGCCAUGCGGUGGAUGAGAAAGAGAACGUCAGCCCUACGAAGGCAAUUGCGAUCAGGUUUGACGUGGAGAAGAAGAAAGUACAACAGGUCUGCGAAGACGCGAUAGCAACCACAGGGAGCAAGCUGGUCAACCAGGCUGCAGGGAACCUGGCGAUGAGUUCAUUCCCGUCUCUCAUGGAACAAGGUGUCUUGAACAUGGAUCAUACUACAAUGCUUCAGGUUGCUUCCAACUUAGCGGACAGAAAGGCUCAAGAUAUCAGGGAUGUCAUGAACGUCGACAACAUGUACGAGGCCUCGAGACAGCGCAUGCAGUCGGAGAAAGUGGCAGAUAAGAUGCGAUCGCUCCUUUACUAUGCGCACAGAGAGCACCUUGCUUCGUUCGAAGAAGGCCAAGCUCUCCGGUGCGAUGCUCAGAAUGCUCAGCGUCGUGUCGAGUCGCUGAUCAAGGACCUUGAAAGCCUUCACGCCAAGAAAGCGAGGAAUGAUGCCGAAUGGAGGAUCCAAGCGAUCUCGAUGAAGCAAGACCGAGACUUGAGCGCGGCGAAGACGAAGAUGGAGGUGAUUCAAGGCAGAAUCAACGAAAUGAAGCUCAAGGUGCGGGCCCACAAGCAGUCUUCAAGAGCUCUACACUCCAAGCACGAACAGAAGAAGAGGCUCGCCAAACAGGAGAAAGACCUGAGAAACUUUCUGCAGCAACUCAUUGCAAUCAGCAAGAAGUCGUCUGAGUCUCUGUGCGCCGCCCAUGCCAGGUUGCUGGAUGCAGGACGAGCAAGCUUGAUGGACAGAGCGAAUGAGUUGGAGGACAUGCACAUCCGUGUGGAGGAAUUGUGGCCCAAGGACAGGGAUGGGCAGCAGGAAGAUCUGAAAACAUUCCUGUUGUCUCGCUGUCAGAAGGUGAAGAAGGUGGAGGAGGAUGGCAAGAGCUUGUUCUCUGGGAAGCUAGCGCUCGAACAGACGAUGGAAGACAAGAGUUUUGUCCAUCUUGUGGCGGAGACCAAGUGGCUGUUGAUGAGGGAGAAGACCUUGGAAGCUCAGCUUGCUGCCUGUCAACAUCUCAAGGAUUUUGUUGAAUCUUCUCGGUCAAAGCCUUGGAACGAUGACAACUACGUGCACACGUUGCAGACAAGCCUCGAUGCUCUCUGCUCUAAAUGGCAGCGAGUGGUAGAGGAGGAGAUCCUCAAAUCUGUUCGAACGGGUGUAGACGCUAUUGAGAGGAGCAAGAGGCUGGAGGAGAUGGUGCAGGACUGGAGGGAACAACCAGCGCAGUUCGCGCUCCCCUGGGUGAAGGUGAGGGGGAUGAACCUGCAGGAGUGGAUCCAUCACUUGAAGAGGAGGGGUGAGAUGAUCUGA